AUAAAUAUUUCAACGAUGGAACGUCGCAGGGCAAUGAGUUCUUAUGCCAAGCUAAAGGAGCAACAACAACAACAACAGCAGCAGCUGGAAAACAACAAUAGUGAGGAUGAGAAUGAGUUGCCAGCUCUGCGUCGCUCACACUCAGUUCGUGCCUCCCUGCGGCGCCUCAAGAGCAAGCUUCAGAGCCCCGCGCUGGCUUUGCAGUCGCCUUUUAAGCUGCGCGCCCAUUUGCAUUCGCGCAGUCGCAGUAGCAGCAACAGAACGUUGCAGAAGUCGAAGGUCGUGAAAGCGUUGCGUUUGUGGCAAGACAUCGAUGCUGUUGCCGUGAUAACAACCAAAGUGAAAGGAGAAUUUGUGCCGCUCAAAAAACAGACAAUGCAGCCGAAUGCAGAUCAUGAAUUGGGCAUUGAGCAGUUGAUGUCCUCACUGCCCGUGGGCGUGACCCUUCCACGCAAGGCCUGUAAGUUACUGCAAAUACCCGAGAGCUACUGUCAAAGCCCCAAGACGGCACCCAAAGCCACCCUGGACUCCGAUCUGGAGCGUACUCUGGGCACUGAGUCGCCCAAUGCCAGUGAUCCCGUUCUGGCCGAUAUCACACGCCACGCCCACCAGGGAAUCUAUGGAACAACGCGCAUGCGCACGGCCACCAUAAGGAAGCCAAUGCCCUAUCUAAAUAGUCACAACAUUCUGCCCAGCAAUCAUUGUGAAAGUCAGAACUUUGAGACCGUUAGGCUGCGUGACAAGAGUGUUUACCAGGAGAACAACAAUCAGGACAAUUAUCCUACCUAUUAUCCAGCUCCUUUGCUGUCGACGCCGAGCAGCGCCUUUCGCUGGUCGGAGCAGCUGACGCAGCAUGCGGCGGUAGCCAAGUUACGGACUGCGAUUUCGUGCAACUCGCAGGAUCUGCGUGAGAUGGAAUUCCUGUUGCCACAGCAGGCACACUGCUCCACUCACACCAUGUCCUCCAGCAGUGGACAGCCACAGCUCUGCAUUUCUCGCCAUUCGCAGCCAAAGAAUGCCAAGCUACGCGAUGACCGCGAGGAUCAGUCGCCGGAACUGGAGGACCAGUCAUUGGCCAACGCUGCCGGAGAUGAGAACACGUCGUCGAAUAAUCAACAUCAGCUCACCGUGCAUCGUCAGUCGGUGCAAUUGCGAUCCAAGAUUGCCACUGGCAAUACGCCCCAUCCCCGAGUCAGCAAAAUGACCAAGAAGCAGCUAAAGCUGGCCCAAGCACAGCUGGACAGGCUGACCCAAAGUAAUCUGCAUUUACAUGCUCUCUUUUCGGCCGUGGAGCAUGGUCAUUUGGAUAAGGCACGCACCAUACUGGAGUCAACAGAUGUGGAUGUCAAUAGCAUUAAUACGGAUGGACUCUCGGCGCUGGAUGUGGCCGUAUUGAGCAACAAUCGCUCCAUGACCAAGAUGCUAUUGCAGCAUGGCGCUCUGGAGGGUUCUCAGUUUUCCGUCGAGAGCAUUGGAACAAAGCUCAACGGUCUGCUCAAGGACGCCGAGUCACGUAUACAUGAUCUCAGCGGACCGGAAGGACUGUGUCCACCCGUCUUCACAUCGCGUCCUUCCAUAUCCAGCAUCAUAAUUGGUAACACGGGCUCUUCAGUUACGGGUUGUACGGGAAACGAGGUAGAUAAGCAGAUUGGAAUCUGGGAGCGUCGAGUCAAGGGAUUGCGUCGCAUGCUCCUCGGCUGGGAUCAAGCCCGACCACCAGAUGCCCCAGCCUCGGUGGUUGUCGAUGUCACCGGUGACAAUUCUAUCAGCUUACAAAUACUAGAGCCAUUCGAGGGCGCCAUCGGCACAAAAUUCAAAGUUCAAUGGUCAACACGCGCGGACUUCAACAAUGUGGUCGGCGAGCGGGAGCUGCUCGAUUGGAUUAGUUUCCAUGGCACGAUGGGUGCACAGUGCAACAUUGCCGGCCUCACCCAGGGACGCCGUUACUUUUUGCGUGCCGCAUGUGGCAACGUCAAAGGCUGGGGCAGCUACCUUAACUCGGUGCCCGCCAGCGUUGCCCCCUCAACCUGGCGCGACUUGGAUAAUCGGGAGGAUCGUUUCUUUGGCCGGCAACGCAUAUUGGACAAUUUAUUUACCGCCGUGAGAAUGGCGCGUCCUGCAGAUGUAUCCGAACUUACGCUAGACCCGGGCAGCGUGCAGCGUCGCAAUCCCAAAAAGAAAACCACGAUCAAGCAAUUGUUUUCGGUGACCUCCAAGUUCCAAAAGACGCUGCGACGUGGCAUCUACUUCUCUUGCAUUGUGCACUGCGAUGACAAGGUGCUGGUGACCAGCGAGGACUUUCCGCCCGUCAUUGAGAUCGAUGAGUCGUAUCCGAGUGCCCUUCACAUUGAUUACUAUUGGUUGAUGAAGGUGGCCUGCACGUGGGAGGAUGUCAAAUCGCUGCGCACGGAUAUGGAACGGAAUCUGACCUCGCCUGUGCACUUUCGCACAAAAUUGUUGUCGGCUGUUUCCCAGAUGCAGUCGGCACUGGGCAUCACAGAUCUCGGCCAGCUGUACUACAAACCCUUGAAGGAUGCUCAGGGCACUGUAGUGUUCACUUGUGUGCAGUCGGUGAAGAGCCAGAAGGCGGUGUCCAUACUCAACUCACGCUGGCUGCCAGUCAGUAAAUUGCAAAAGAAGCUUGGAGCCUUGCACGAGGAUUACAAUAUCAACGAGCUGCUCAUUUCCAGCAUUGGAGAUCAGUUGUACUAUCAGCAGGCGGCUUUGCAGCGACUGGAGCCGGGUCUCUAUUUGGGAUAUCUGAAGAUGCAAUGCUCGAUGGACCAGAUACAGGUUGUGGUGCCGGUAAAGUCUCCCAAUGUCCUGCCCCACUGUAAGGUGCGUGAGAACAGUCACAUUACAGCCGAGGAGUGGCAGGCACUGCAUCAAAGUGAAUCGGAUCCACUGCGUCUGCCAUUGGACUUCAGUGCACCCGGAGAUGGCAAUGGCAACCGUCCCGCCACAGAGGUGCAGCGUCUCUUCCUCUACGAUCUCAGCAAUGCGAUGCACAGACUCUUUGCGAGCAUGAACAUCAAGGCGACGGAUGCGGCGACACAUCGUCUCUACGAUGUGGAGGUCAUCGAGCACAGUCGCGACAUAAGCUUUCUUAUUGUCUGCCCCUCGGUGGAAUCGUCGGUUGCCGUGCCAGGACAGUCGGAGCUGCUGCUGCAGCGCGAUGAUCUGGCCAGUCUCAGUAUCCAGGCCUUUGAGAUGAUCCACCUGCGCACCUAUCAGCCCGCCAUCGUGCAGAAGUAUGCCCGAUUGUCCUGCAUCCUCGAGCUGGACACCGCAUUGGCCACGCACUCGCAUCGUGAGGCAUUCUCCAGCAGCGAACUGCAGGCCGCCAAGGAGCGUCUGGCCACACUGCAAGAUCUGAGUGCCAAUCUGACGCUGGUGUGGAAGAGCGUACGCUGGCUGAUGGAUGUGGUGGCCUAUGCUCGAAACAAACACGCCCAGCCCUCGCUGGCCAUGCGUGAAAUCCUUGAGUUUGCCCACAUGCGGCAAGAGGAAUCAUCUGGGGCGGGCAAACAGCUGUUGCAAUUGCCUCUGCGGGAGUCCAAGUUCAUCAAGACGGGACGUGGCAGCUGGCCAGGAACUGGCGACAACGAUAACGCCGAUCGACAGGGCAAACCGGAGCACUCCAAAUCCGAAACGAAUCUGGGACAAGGCAACUUGACUCCAGUUUCGGCACAUCCUACGCCGGUGGACGCUGGCGAUAAACAGCCACCUCCACAGCAGCAACAACAACAACAGCUGCUUCAAGUGGCGAGCAAUGAGUAUGCGGCAUCCAGUUCCUCGGAGGUUUCUCUGCGCAAGAACAGCGGCGACUCCGUUAGUUCCGCUUACACCGCACGUAGUUUCUACUCCGCGGUCGACUCCGCCUCCGAGGGCAGCAGCAGCGUCUUUGCCCUGCCCCCCUCGCGCUCCGAUGACACGUUGGCGGAGGCACUGCGUCAUCCCCAGUCAGCCAGUGCACAGCGUAAGCGCACCAGCUCAAACAUUGGUCCAUUUCCCACACCCCUCAUCACCGUGCACAGCUCCAGCUCGGCACCAUAUUUGGGGGGAUCUAGUGUCUCGUUGAGGACCGGCAGCGGCGCCUUUGCCACUGAUCUGGAGCACAAGCCUCUGAAGCCAGCGACUGAGUAUAAAGUGAAAGCUGCAUCCAGUGCAAAUCUUCGCGAGGGUGGACUCUAUCUUAAGAGCUCGCUGUCGGCACUGCAGCCGGAGCUAAAGCCAAUGAGCAGCGAGGAGCCCAUAGCCAGCACCUCGAAGGCGUCCUCCACCAAGAGCCUGGUGCAUCAGAGCAGCGAAGAGGAUACUGCUAGCUGUUCCAGUCUCAAUGCAGAGCAGACUUCCACUGGAGCGGGCAUCAUUCAAGUGUAUACAGCGUACAACACGGGCCUCGCCAGCGGUACCAGCCUCAAGUUGCAUGUGACGCCCAAGACAACGGCCCGGGAGGUCAUCAAUCUGGUGGUGAAACAGCUCAACAUGGCAGCCGUACUCAAGGGCAGCAAGGGACCCAUCUACAGUGCCGAUAUGCUGGACAAUUUCUGUCUCGUCGCCGUCAUUGGAGCACGGGAACGUUGUUUACGUGACGACUUUAAGCCGUUGCAGCUGCAAAGUCCCUGGAAGAAGGGACGUCUCUAUGUGCGACAGAAACACGAACUCCUGGCGGCCAUCGAGCACUCCAAUCGCAAAUCGCAUUUGAUCUAAACACACCCACCCAUACACACACACAGCUACAUGGACAGACGUAUUAUUGCUGGCUUCUUUAGUUGGUUCUUGCUUUUGGGGACUGCUUUUCCCAGAUGAAAGUUCGACGACCAAUUCCCAAAUUAGACUGAAUUACAUACAUAUUUGUUGUGUAUGCAAAACGACAAAAAAAUUAUGAAUUAUGAAAUGGUAUUAUUAUAUUUUGAAUAGUUUUACAUUAUAAACACACACAAACACAUAAAUUACACUUUGUACAUAUAGAACAUAAAUUGAUUGUUGCUAGUUUUUCUAGAGGUUCGAUAAAUGUAAGUGCAACCGAUUACACCAAUAUUCCAGUAUAUAUACUUUUACAUAUAGGACUGCAUCGAUGUAUGUAUGUAUUUUUAUUGUACUAUGUAUUUUGUAGUUUAGUAAAAAAAAAAAACAAAAACAAAUGUUUUGAUUGCAUUUUUGUGGCAAUUUUAAGGCGCACGAAUUUUUUUAAUAUUAUUAAAACAUUUCUUAAUGUUUAAUAACAAGAAUUGCAAGACAAGCAAACAGAAUUAAGUAUUAUUGAACAAAUGUCAAUAAAUAAAUCUUAAUUUGUAUAACUAUCUCCCUCUCUCUCUCUCUCUCUCUCUAUUGAUGUGCACAUGUGUGUGUUUUUUUAUUGAUAACAAUUCCAAUUGGAAUCAUUAACACAUUUACAUAUUCAAUUGCAAACGCAAAUGUAUUUUAGCUGUAAACGAUUAUCUACACCGCACUCUAUUAUAGUUGCAAGUAUUUUUUUAAAAUACAUAUUGGCACAACUAGAUGUUGAAAUUGUAACAAUAACAAAGAAUUAAAAUGAAUUGUAGAUUAUAUACACAUACAAAUAAAAGGACUAUCCAAAAGACCUGUAAAUCGGACCUAUAGCCGCAAAAGUUAAAUGUUUAAAACUAGUCCAGAAAUGUUCCAACGAGAACUCAAUUGUUUUUAUCUAUUUUUUGCUUGUCUUCGUAGAUUCAGUCUAUUCCAAACCUCUUCAUUUUGAGCACUUUCUUGCCACGUACUCCCCAUAUGAUAGAAUACUUAAAAUAUUUGUGUGAACUUCUAUUAACCUUGCCUAUCUUAAUGUGCAAGCUGGUAAAUGUCUAUAACUAAUAUUUGUGUGAACAAUAUGCAAUACAGUACUCGUAAUAUGUAAAUAAGCAAAAGUUCUUCAAGUCUCUGUCUUUAACUAUAGAAAAGAAAAAUUUAUCAAACAAAGUUUCCUCGGUUCCAUAUGAUAACUACUCGUACUUUAACUAUAUAUAUUUAGUUUAGAAAACUUCCACUUGACGGCAAGCUCAUUAAAAUCCAUAAAUAAUAAUAAUAAUAAUCAUAAUUAUGAUUCAAUGUCUAUAAAGAAAUGAGACUAAGACCAACAAUGUUUUUUGUACAUAUUUAUUCAUUUUGAAUGUCUAAAGUUUUUGAUAAAGUUUUUAUUAUGGGUUCACCAGUCCUACGGCUCGACGAUCAACGGAUCAGGAUCAGCAACGAAAUUUAGCUAGGAAUUAGCUUAAGCCACAAUUCCUUGAUCCUCAACAUUUUUUUAUUUCAAAUUAAAAACAACGAAUUCCCAAUAUUCGAAUUUAAUUGUUUAGCUUUAGUUAUUUGUUAUUGUCGUUUAGUAAGCAAAAUUAAACAAUCUAAAUUGUCAAACAAGCCGCCGUCCGUCCCCAAAAUGAUCAAUUGGUUUUUGAAUAAUAAAACCAAAUUAUACAGAGUAUUAUUUUUUGCAAUAUUGCGAUAUGGUGAGAUUAGUUUAUGACGCAAUCUAAUUGUAACAAAUUAAUUAAGGUGUUAAAGGUUCAAAUACGAGUAUGCAUACAUAAGUAUGUAAGAAUAUGUAGCCAGAAUAUUCAAUGGCAAAACAUGGAAUACAUAACAUUAAGAACAUCGAGAGAUGAUGUAUGUAGUUACUAAAUACUAUAUGUAUACAAAUACUGAUUGUAUAAAAUAUGUAUGUUUGUAGAUUAUCGAAAAUGUCUUUAGACGUAAUACUAACACAUCAACACGUAAAUAAAUGAAUAAGAUAGUAAAUUCUUAUCAAGUGUAACUCAUACUCGUAUUAACUGCAUGUUAAAAAAUCCUAAUCGAUUCAUGGUGUAUUUUGGUGUGUGUUAACUAUGUACAACUACAACAGCCAUAAUAUGUAACAAAAUUAACAACAAAAGUAUUAGCAAAGAUUGCAAUGGACGAUGAUUUAGUUACCAUAAGAUCAACAAAAUAUGCUUAGAUCAAUGGAAAUGUAGCUAAGAAUAAGUGAAUGUGAAUGUGUGUAUAGCGAGAGAGUAAUGCUCGAGAAAAAGAAUACUUAUUCAAUUAAUUUAAAUAAAGACUUAAUAACUGUUAUGGUGU
This is a messenger RNA of Drosophila innubila, 7074 nucleotides long. RefSeq names its product ankyrin repeat and fibronectin type-III domain-containing protein 1 (gene wake). Bases 16 to 4713 code for a protein of 1565 amino acids. Gene Ontology annotation, biological process: establishment of mitotic spindle orientation; regulation of establishment of bipolar cell polarity; signal transduction. NCBI's taxonomy places the organism in Eukaryota, Metazoa, Arthropoda, Insecta, Diptera, Drosophilidae. The record is from RefSeq and is a predicted model, not a curated record. Gene Ontology annotation, cellular component: spindle. The transcript is spliced from 9 exons. Gene Ontology annotation, molecular function: protein binding.